AUGGCACCGCCUGCGAAGCGUCGCCGGCGGAAUACCGUUGAGGCGUCCGACGAUGAAGCCGAGCAGCCAAAGGCCAAUACCUUGACGAAUUUCCUUCUAUCUUCUCCAAACUCACCGGCAAAGAUACGGGCGCCGACUGCGUCCCCGAUUCCUGUGAAAAAAAGGACCACUAAUGGCCAAUCCUCCAACAACGGCAGCCCUCUUCGGCCGUCGCGAUCGCUAAAGAAUGGCACGAGCUUCAGCCCUAAGAAGACCAGAGCCGCGAGCAAAGUUGACGACAAGGGAAAGACGGCAGAUUUGAAGACUCUCUUUUCCAAGCAGGCACAAAAAGUGGCACGACCUGGCUUGGGAACCGACAGAAGGACGGAACCGAUAGACGAUCCGAUUACCGACCUUAUUUCCGACGACGACGAGAUAUCAGAGCUCAAAGCAAGCUCUUCCAGCUUGGUUGGGCAACAUGUGAGGAAGCGAUUGAAAGGCGCCAGCGGCGUCGCCCACUCUGCGCCCAGUGGCUCGUUGACCAUGAGCCAAAGAUUCCUCAAGCCCAGUCGACCUGCGUCUAUAGAUACAUUGAACGAUGAUUUACGUCCUUGGUCAGAACGAUUCGGCCCACGAAACCUAGAUGAACUUGCCGUACACAAGAAAAAGGUGUCAGACGUUAGGAAGUGGCUUGAGGAUGUCAUGGGAGGACGAAUGAGACAACGGUUGCUGAUAUUGAAAGGCGCUGCCGGCACUGGGAAGACCACUACGGUUCGUCUAUUGGCAAACGACAUGGGAUCCGAGAUUUUGGAGUGGAAUAAUCCGGCGGGCAACUCAACAACGGGCUUUGUGUCGGCAUCCGCGCAGUUUGAGGAUUUCCUCGGGCGAGGAGGCAAGUUUGGCGCUUUAGACUUGGAGGAGCCUGAGCCAUCACCCACACCGGCGAGCUCAAAUAACGCCUCGCAGCCCCCCAAUAACAAUGCGAAGAAGAUUAUUCUUAUUGAAGAGUUUCCAAAUACCUUCUCUAGGAGCUCGACUGCACUUUCUUCCUUUCGGCGCACCAUCCUCCAGUAUCUGGCAACACAAACGCCGUCCCUACAUACUUUUGGACAGCAGAAACGAACGGAGCCGAUCACACCUGUUGUUAUUGUUAUCUCGGAGACGCUGCUGACGACAACGUCUGCUUCAGCAGAUAGCUUGACUGCCCAUCGCCUACUGGGACCGGAGAUUCUGCGCCAUCCGGGGGUUGGCCUGAUCGAGUUCAACGCGAUAGCUCCUUCGUUACUAGCAAAGGCGCUGGAGCUUGUUGUACAAAAAGAGUCACGAAAGUCGGGGCGUAGACGAACGCCAGGACCGCUGGUUCUAAAGCGGCUCGGUGAGAUUGGAGACAUUCGCAGCGCUGUAUCAUCGCUCGAGUUUCUCUGCUUAAAAGGAGAUCAAGAUGCCGACUGGGGAUCCAAGGUGACGUUUACGAAGCAGAAGAAAGGAGCAAAAGAUGGCAUCGCCCUCACACGUGGUGAAGAAGAGAGCCUCGAACAAAUAUCUCAGCGGGAAGCUAGCUUGGGCAUCUUCCAUGCCGUCGGCAAAGUAGUCUACAAUAAGCGAGACGACAUGCCAUCCAACGACCCUGCAGAAAAGCUACCGAGCUAUCUUUCGCAGUAUUCACGGCCAAAGGCAUCACUGGUGUCUGUUGAUUCACUAAUCGAUGAGACGGGUACCGAUACACAUACAUUCAUCUCGGCUCUUCAUGAGAAUUACGUGUUAUCCUGCGAAGGCACAGAUCCGAUGGAUCUUUCGACUCCCAUGGAUUACGUCAACGAAUGUAUUGAGUACCUUUCAUUGGCCGACUUGCUCAGUCCUUCCCGAGAUGUCUUCUUUGGUGGACGGGGCGGGUUUAGUGGAAACUUUGGGGAUUCGGCAAGCCAUGUUCUUCGCCAGGAUGAAAUAACGUUUCAGGUUGCAGUACGCGGCAUGCUAUUCUCCCUACCCAACCCCGUCAAGAGAAAGACGUGGACCAUGCAGAAGGGCAGCGAUGCGUUCAAGAUGUUUUACCCCACGAGUCUCAAGCUUUGGCGAACAAAGGAAGAGAUUGAAGGUCUAAUCGAUGUUUGGUCUGGGAAAGUUCUCAGGGGCGAAGCCGAACUUCCGAUGAGGAAUAUCAUAGACGGGGCUAGUAUCUUUCGCCGCAAUCAACCUUCCGGCACCUUGGGCCAGAAUCAGAAGCAAGCGGGCGUAACGCCUACGUCCAAAGCUGCCCAUCAAGAAGAAGAAACCCGCGACAGCCCUGCGAUACCUACACUCGGCAGCACGGCUCGCCGUGAAUUACUUCUCGACCGGCUCCCGUAUAUGGCACAGAUUGCUCGUGGUCGCAGGUCGGCGGGGCGGCAGCGAGACCUCGACAAAAUUGUUUCGUUCUCUGGCGUGAACGUAGCACCGGACGAUGAGUCGGACGCUGACGAGGAUGUCGCUAUGGGAGAGACGUGGGCGACGGACAAGCCAUCUGAAGAGGCCACUCCCCGGAAGAAGAGGAUGGGCAUAAAAGCUGGCUCAGUUACAGGCAUGCUGAAGCAGAAGCUGGUCCUGAGUGAUGACGAUAUUGAGGAUUAA
Molecule: messenger RNA, 2586 nt
Organism: Trichoderma virens Gv29-8
Lineage: Eukaryota; Fungi; Ascomycota; Sordariomycetes; Hypocreales; Hypocreaceae
Exons: 1
Coding region: 1-2586 (861 amino acids)
Biological process (GO): DNA repair; DNA damage checkpoint signaling; mitotic DNA replication checkpoint signaling
Molecular function (GO): chromatin binding
Source: RefSeq, a predicted model, not a curated record